This is a messenger RNA of Ustilaginoidea virens, 237 nucleotides long. RefSeq lists its product as uncharacterized. Bases 1 to 237 code for a protein of 78 amino acids. The transcript has a single exon. NCBI's taxonomy places the organism in Eukaryota, Fungi, Ascomycota, Sordariomycetes, Hypocreales, Clavicipitaceae. The record is from RefSeq and is a predicted model, not a curated record.
AUGCCGGACCCUACUAAUACUAGCGUUACUAACGCUAAUGCCACUGUGGAUUACCUUCCUAAGUCAGAAGGUACUAUACUACAGUCCCCGGCUACUGCAAAGGAUGACCUUAUAGAUAUCCUUACUAGCCUUACUCCUGCCGACCUUGCUGGCCCUACUGGCCCUGCUGGCCCUGCUGGCUCUGCUAUACCUGCCAGCCCUACUAACCCUACCAGCCCUACCGACUUAUUCCCUUAG